AUUUAAACCUUUAAACCCUCCAUUUCAACCUUCACUUCUUUGCCAACUCCAGAGCCGGAAAGUUAAUUUUCUGCAUAGCUCCAGUUAACUAAAUAAAUUUACGGUUUCAUUUCAAGAGAGGCUGCUAAUUAAAGAAUCAAGAAUGACUAUUUGUACUAUUUCCCUUCGUUACCAAAUCGCCAGCCCGGUGGAGGGAUGGAAUGUUACCAUUCAUGGAUUGGAUAACGAGCGGAAGGAAAAAUUUCUUAACAAAUUUCCGAAAUUCCAGCAGAAAACAGAGGAUGUCGCUGUAUUUUUGGGACCGGAAGAAGAGCCUACAUUUCGACAUGGCAGCUGGCAAAAUGACGAACCCAUCCUUCACAUUAUUUCCGUCUCCUUCCUCAACACGCUUGCAUUUUUAGGAUUCCAAGUGAAGGACUGCAUUUCCAAGAGGGACAACCAGACCGGAAAAACCACAAUGUGGACACUAGAACUGCAGUAACUUUUUACAGCGAUGAUACAAAAUUUCGACGUUUGCUAGAUUUCGUGUGCUUAGAUCCUUUCUAUAUCAAGUAGGUAUUCAAUUAAAUUUUGGGAAGUGUUUCAAAAUUAAUAUUCUUGAAGUUAACAUUACAAAAUGUUAGUAUAAUUACGUAUUAAUACUUUUCUGGAAAUAAAUCCCACAUUCCUGCAACUAUCUAAAUA
Folsomia candida is the source of this 684-nucleotide messenger RNA. RefSeq lists its product as uncharacterized. The coding region runs from base 143 to 481 and encodes 112 amino acids. The transcript is spliced from 3 exons. Lineage: Eukaryota; Metazoa; Arthropoda; Collembola; Entomobryomorpha; Isotomidae. The record is from RefSeq and is a predicted model, not a curated record.